Molecule: messenger RNA, 414 nt
Organism: Antrostomus carolinensis (chuck-will's-widow)
Lineage: Eukaryota; Metazoa; Chordata; Aves; Caprimulgiformes; Caprimulgidae
Product: alpha-mannosidase 2-like
Exons: 3
Coding region: 1-414 (137 amino acids)
Biological process (GO): carbohydrate metabolic process; protein deglycosylation; N-glycan processing
Cellular component (GO): Golgi membrane
Molecular function (GO): carbohydrate binding; alpha-mannosidase activity
Source: RefSeq, a predicted model, not a curated record
AUGACUUCUUCUUUCUUAAAUCAUCCUGUAAUUCCAAUGACAACAUAUGCAGAUUCAGGUGUCCCAGAGAUACUAAAUACUUUUUCUCCACUCAUGUCAUCCAUGCCUUGUGACAUGCAUAUAGUCAAUCUGAGGACAAUCCAAUCAAAGGUAGAUAUUGAGCCAUCUGACGAAGCUGCUCUGAUUCUUCAUAGAAAGGGGUUUGACUGUAGAUUUUCUAACAGAGACAUGGGUCUGCUCUGUGCCACUACUCAGGGAAAGAUAAAGGUGCAUAAACUCUUUAACAAAUUCAGAGUGGAAAGUCUUACACCCACAUCUUUGUCUUUGAUGCAUUCACCUCCAGAUGCCAGAAAUAUGAGUGAAAUAAAUAUGAGUCCUAUGGAGAUAAAUACAUUCCGGAUUCGGCUAAGAUGA